Molecule: messenger RNA, 1023 nt
Organism: Durusdinium trenchii
Lineage: Eukaryota; Dinophyceae; Suessiales; Symbiodiniaceae
Source: the annotation of a GenBank genome assembly
AGCUCUGCAGCAGCCGGCUGAAGGGGCCGGCGGGGAAUGGCUGUAACUAGCAGCUCCGCUGCUUUGAGGCCGCUGUUCACGGUGGUCGCAACAGGACCGCGAAGACCUUCCACAUCCUUAUGGAUGACGUGGAUGCCGAGGGCGGCUCGUUGACGGGCCCACGCUCGAGCCCACCCAUACCGUUGAUGGCAAUGAAACGAAUGAGGAUGCCUUUCCUGCGGCCGGACGACGCAGCUGAAGGCGCCUCGGUUUCAAGACCUGAAGAAAAGUGGCCAGGAAAGAAAGCCACGCAGAACAAGAUUCCAUUACAAAGUACUUGCGAAACUCUUGAGGCCCCUGCGAAGGAGGUGGAAAGGUCAGAGGAGGCAGGUGAUGCCGGUUCAGACCUUUCCGAGGAUGUUUUUCACCAGGAGCUCUGUGGAGAAGAGAUGAUCUCCUUGGCCCUGGGAGCGCCUGAGCACUGGUCGCUGAAUUGUCGACCAUCUGCGCAAGAACGAAGUCAUGAGGAUGGCACCUGCGUCCCUUGCGUGUUCUACACCAUAAGCAAACGAUGUCACUUCGGGAAGUCUUGUGGCUGUUGCCAUGCCAGCAGCCAUCGUGAUCCACAGACGCUUUCCCGCUUCAGGACGGCCCGAAACUUGAAGUCUGCUCUACAUCUACAACGAAGAGUCUACAAGAUGUCUUCAGCCCAGGAGAACGGCCGGCACGGUCUCGGGUCUGCGGACGCGUCCGCGUCGUCCUCCACCACGGCCACGGCUGGCAGCCACCGCCAGCCAGAGAUGGAACCGUGGACGAGGUGCAGACCUUGGGGCUAAGUGAGGUGAUGCGGGUGAGACUUUAAUCCAAUGGGGUGUCCAACCCAAAGCACAGAGGGUGUCGUAUUGAUGUCAGGGGUCCACCCUGCUUCUUCAAGAGAUGUUUUUUCUCUCGGUCACUCUGUUUGGCGUCGGUCAUUGAGCUGAUCAAGCUGAGACUUUGUAUGCACCUCCUACUCAAGACCCUAGAAGUCCAAGGAGUCCAAGA